Messenger RNA from Ilex paraguariensis (yerba mate), 1881 nucleotides. NCBI's taxonomy places the organism in Eukaryota, Viridiplantae, Streptophyta, Magnoliopsida, Aquifoliales, Aquifoliaceae. The record is from the annotation of a GenBank genome assembly.
CUCUGAUUACCACCACACCAAAAGACCAAUGUGACAGCUAUGCACAAUGUGGUCCUAAUAGUAUUUGCAGGAUUGAAUAGUCUCCGAUUUGUGAGUGUUUGGUUGGAUUCACUCCCAAAUCGCCACAAGAAUGGGAAAUGCUUCAGUGGUCCAAGGGACGUGUGAGAAAAGUACCAUUAGGCUGCCAGAUUGGAGAAGGUUUUGCGAAGGUAGCAGGGGUCAAAUUGCCCGACCUGUUGGAGUUCCAGCUAAACACUAGUAUGAACGUCGAUGAGUGCAAGGCACAGUGCUUAAAAAACUGUUCUUGUAUGGCUUAUGCUAAUUCCUAUAUCAGUGCAGGAGGUAGUGGCUGUUUGAUGUGGUUCGGGGAUUUGGUGGACAUCCGGGCGUUCACCUCAGAAGCAAGUGAACAAGAUAUCCAUCUACGCUUGCCCUCUUCAGAAUUAGAAUACCUCAAUCAUUCAAAGAAGAAGAAAAGGCUUGUGAAGAUCCUAGUGGCACUGUGCAUUUCAGGACUGCUUGUUUUGAUAUUUGUAUGUGGGUGCAUAUUUAUGAAAAUAACAACAAAGAGAAGAGCCUUCAAACAGAAGAACGACUACUUGGAAUUACCUUCUUUUGGUUUGGCAACUAUUGCUGCUGCAACAAAUAACUUCUCUCAGGCAAAUAUGAUCGGAGAAGGUGGUUUCGGUCCAGUUUACAAGGGAAAAUUAUCAAACCAACAAGAAAUAGCAGUGAAAAGGCUGUCAAAGAAUUCAGGACAAGGUCUCGAAGAGUUUAAAAAUGAAGUUGUUUCGAUUGCCAAACUCCAACAUAGAAAUCUUAUCAGGCUUUUGGGAUGCUGCAUUCAAGGAGAAGAAAGGAUGCUGAUCUAUGAGUACAUGCACAACAAAAGCUUGGAUUUUUUUAUUUUUGAUCAGAGUAGAAGUGCAUCUUUGGCUUGGCCAAAGCGUUUUGACAUAGUUAUGGGGAUCGCACGAGGACUUCUCUAUCCCCACCAAGAUUCUAGAUUGAAAAUUAUUCACAGAGAUCUCAAAGCUAGCAAUAUUCUACUGGAUACUGAUCUCAUCCCCAAAAUCUCAGAUUUUGGCUUAGCAAGGAUUUUCUGUGGAGACAAAAGUUUCACAAAAACAAAAAGAGUUAUUGGAACAUAUGGCUAUAUGUCUCCAGAGUAUGCAAUAGAUGGAAAAUUCUCUAUGAAGUCCGAUAUCUUCAGUCUCGGUGUGCUUUUAUUAGAGAUAGUAAGUGGUAAAAGGAACAGAGGUUUUCAUCAUCUAGUUCAUCACCACAACCUUCUAGGGCAUGCAUGGUUGCUUUGGAAUCAAGAUAGGGCCUUGGAACUAAUCGAUGAAUGCUUGAGGAACUCAUUUGUCGAGUUUCAAAUGCAGAGGUGUAUCCAUGUUGGCCUACUAUGCGUUCAACAACUUCCUCAAGACAGGCCAGAAAUGUCUUCUGUAGUUUUCAUGUUGGGCAAUGAGGGACUGGUGUUGCCUCAACCCAAACAGCCUGGUUUUUUUUCCGGAAGGAGUUCCAAUGACCAGGAUGUAGUAUCAAGAAGUGAAGAGUUCUUCUCCAGAGGUGAUACUGAAACCAUAACAAUACUACAACCUCGAUAGGGGAUUCAAGUCUGUUACUUAUUCACACACACUUGAUAUGUAUAUAGAACUAAAUGAAAGUGCAACUUGGUUCAUGGUCGAGGAAAAAGAGGUCUUCAAUUUUACUUGGGGGAUGGUAGUUUUACUUAUUUACUCUCUAUUCUAGUUGUGUAAGGAAGUCCUCAUUGCUUAUAGUUUGUGAAUGCUUAAAUUGCUCUCUUUUAAUUCAUUAAAAAGUUGGGGUAUGGAUCAAAUGAUUAAUCUAUUAAAAUGGGAUAAAAGAAACCAG